Colletotrichum gloeosporioides is the source of this 627-nucleotide messenger RNA. Its product is annotated as Extracellular sulfatase SULF-1-like. Lineage: Eukaryota; Fungi; Ascomycota; Sordariomycetes; Glomerellales; Glomerellaceae. The transcript is spliced from 5 exons. Bases 1 to 627 code for a protein of 208 amino acids. The record is from RefSeq and is a predicted model, not a curated record.
AUGAUGGGUGCCCCCUUAUUGGUGGUGCGGAGACCCCACGAGGAACGUCAUGAGAACCAGCAAUUCAAGGCCAAGAACCCUGCCAGCAUCGAUGACAACGUCGGCAGAGUGCUCGACUGGCUAGAGUCCGAGGGCCUUGCGGAGAACACUAUCGUCAUUUACACAUCUGACCAGGGCUUCUUCUUAGAAAGCUUUCAGAUGCCGUUCAUGAUCCGAUACCCCAAGGCCAUUAAGCCGCAGUCUGUGUGCAAUGAUAUUAUUUGCAACGUGGACUUUGCACCAACCUUCCUCGACUUUGCCGGUGUCCGGAUCCCGAGCUACAUGCAAGGGCGAUCCAUUCGACCUCUCCUCCUCGGAGAAGAUCGAGUCGAGCCGUCUGGGCAGCAAGUGGCAUACCACAGGCAUUGGAUGCAUCGAGACGUAAUUCACGAAGCCUAUGCACAUUAUGGUGAGCUAUUCGACUGCCACGAGGAUCCGCUCGAGCUCUUCAACUGCUACAACGACCCCAAGUACUUAGACAUAGCGAAGAAGAUGACAAAGCUUCUUGAUGAGAAGAUGGCUGAGAUUGGGGACGAACCGAUACAUACAAAGUUGGCCGGAUCAAAGCUGCUCAACGGCGUCCACUGA